Perkinsus marinus ATCC 50983 is the source of this 1305-nucleotide messenger RNA. RefSeq lists its product as hypothetical. Bases 1 to 1305 code for a protein of 434 amino acids. Lineage: Eukaryota; Perkinsozoa; Perkinsida; Perkinsidae. The transcript is spliced from 13 exons. The record is from RefSeq and is a predicted model, not a curated record.
AUGGACGGCGAGUGGCCUUGUAAGGGCGUCCUCACCGGGCAGAGAAAGCGUCACUGCACCGCAAAACUACGUUCAGCGGCCGCCGUUGCACCCGAGCACACCAAGGCGCGCAAGGGCAAGUCCAAGGUGUGUGGUGGAGGCUUAGUCGCUGACCGAGACCUCGGCUCGGCCAGACAAUAUGGACGCAGUGGAGAAAGGCCGGCGAAUGCUGGCAGAGAGCCCCUUCCGAUUGAGCAACAGAAACCUCUCCGUCAUGGAUCGGCGGAUGGUUCACCGGCGAUGAAAUUGAGGGGUUAUCGAUUUAGGUCCCUGGAAGAUACGAGAGGUCUAGAGCCGGAGGGAAGUAAUACCAUGGCCCAUGGCGAUCAUGGGGAUGAGGAUCCGAUGGAGAAGGCUAUGCAACUGCAAAGGAGGUAUUUGCACAGCAAGAUCCUUUUCGCGGGUCCGAACCCUCUGCCAGCUUUAUGCAGAAUCAUCGCUACAGCGAUUUUUCUAUUUAUGGUGGUCUUUGUGAGCGCAGCUAUCUACACUCAUUCCACGCAAUGGAUGAGUGACUUGCUAUGCAUGCGGACCAUAAAAGGAGAUGCUAUCACCUCUAAUCCGGUGUUUGGGGCGUGGUCGGAGAGGUUACCUACAAAUGCGAUCGAUGGGAAGCGAUGUCGCUUAUGGGUGCAGCUCGAUCCUGACAGUCCCGUCCCGAGUGGUACAGUCGCUGACUUUGGCGCUUAUUUUGCGAGAACAGGAUUGGAGUGCGGCCUGUUUACGGCGAAUGCCUUCGGUGGGAACUGUGCUGGUGGGAGGUGUAUAACGUGUAUAGCAGACAGGCCGUGCUACAGCACUGUCUUACCGGAGCAGAUAGACUCCCAGGAUGUUGCAUGGACUGACAACCGUUUCCCUAUCUUCCCGUCCGUGGGCAGACCUGCGAACGUUACUCUGUUCAUGGAUAGUCAGACGGUCAUCCAGCUCACUGAUACUGCCGUUGGCCUGGAGCCUAUAUGCUCUUUGGAUGGGGCGGUGAAGCCGGGGCAUAGCAUCGUAAUAAUCGGUCUAUACAUUGGAAGCAUAAUUCUCCUGCUGCUAGUGAUAGUGAGAGAGAUCAGAGAAUGGUUUAAAAUACGGAAGGAGGUACAUGAGGACACAGUUGAUGACGCGCUUAUGGUAUCACAUAUUGGCGAGGCAGUCGAAGCUAUGAAACGAGAGACUGAAUCCAGUGCAAGACACAAUGUGGAUCCGCAUGACGAUGCUGCAGGGCGCCACAAGGAUGCUGCUGCUCGUCGCAGUAGAGUUUUGGCGGAUCGCCGGUAA